GCGCCGGUGAGAUUGGCUGUGGGCCAUGCCGGGCGCAGCACGGGGCCGGGGUCUCUGCCCUCCCGCCGGGGAGCUGAUGGGGACGCUGGUCUGGCUCUCGCUCUGGGUGCCGGCGGUGCUGGCUGAGGGGCGCUGGUGCGAGAGGACGGAGCAGGUGACGGAGGAGGAGGUGGUGAGCCCCCGGCGCGAGCAGGCGGUGCCCUGCGCGGACGUGCACCACUACCACCUGGCCGGCUGGCGCAUCGACCAGCACAGGAUGCACCAGGCCUACGGCGGGGACCAGGCCAUUGCCCACUUCUAUGCCCAGGCCGGGCCCACCGCCUCCCUGUGCUACAUCUACAAGCCCCCAGACACGAGGCCCGUGGUGUGGAACCGCACAGUGCGAGCCUGCUGCCAGGGCUGGAGCGGGCCCCACUGCACCCAGGGCGAGGGCUUCCUGGGGCUCUGCUUCUCCACGUGGCAGUGCCAGGCCGGCCUGGGCACCUGGAACCUGUCCCUGCUGAGCAUGGCCGAGUGCUGCGGGCGCCCCUGGGGCCGCAGCUGGAAGAACACCUCCUCCGAGCUCUGCCUCGGCUGCUCCGCCCUGCCCCUGCCAGGGGACCUGCCGGCCCCCUUCCUCCUCCGGCCCUUGCCCCCCACGGCCCUGCUGGGCCUGCCCAGGCCUCGCCACCGCCUCUUCGCCACCUGCGUCACCUGGGCCGGCUUCCACUACCGCAGCUUUGAUGGGAAACAUUUCCACUUCCACGGGGACUGCACCUACAGCCUAGCCGCUGCCUCCGACGGCACCUGGGCCGUGGACAUCUCCCCGGCUCCCCCGCAGGCGCUGCGCAUGCUCUUUGGGCUGGACCUGGUGGUGGCUCAGGGCCGAAACGUCUCCGUGAACGGGGCUGUGAUGCCGGAGGGGGAGCCGCUCCUGCAGGACGGGAUCAGCGUCCGGUGGCUCGGUGACUUCGUCUUCGUGGAGAGCGGCCUGGGCGUGCGGGUCAAGUCUGACGGGCGCGAGACGGUGUAUGUGACGGUCAGCGGGGAGCUGCGGGGGGCCACGCGCGGGCUCUGCGGGCGGUACAACGACGAUCCUGCUGAUGACUUCCUGCGUGUAGGAGGGGAUGUGGCCACGCUCGCUGCCAGCUUCGGGAAUUCCUGGAGGGUCCCGGAUGCCAGCCCAGAGCUCCCGUGCCAGGACGCGGCGGAGGCGGGACACAGCUGCGACGUCGCGGAGGCCGGUGCCCUGAGGCAGGAGGCCGAGGCCAUGUGCCGGAAGCUGCUGGCCAGCCCCUUCAGCCAGUGCCACUCCGAGGUGGACCCGGGCGGAUUCUACGACGCCUGCAUGUACGCGUCCUGCCAGCAGGGAGGCACGGGAGCCGGGCGGCAGGAGGCCGUGUGCGCCACCUUCGCCAGCUACGCCCGCGACUGCGCCCAGCAGCACGUCUACGUCGACUGGCGGAGGCCCGGGUUCUGCGAGAAGCAGUGCGGCCAGGGGAAGCAGUACUCGGACUGCGUGUCCUCAUGCCCGGCCAGCUGUGCCGCCGUGGGUACCGGCGAGGAGGGGCACUGCCGGGACGAGUGCGUGAGUGGCUGCGAGUGCCCGCCGGGCCUCUACCUGGAGGGGGGGGCCUGCGUCCCUGAGAGCGACUGCCCCUGCUACCACCGUCGCCAGAAGUACAGCCCAGGGCAGAGCAUCCAGCAGCGGUGCAACCAGUGCACGUGCCAGGGUGGGCGCUGGCGCUGCUCGCAGGACAAGUGCUCAGCCGAGUGUGCCCUGAUCGGGGACCCGCACUAUGUGACCUUCGACCAGAAGCGCUACUCCUUCCACGGCGUCUGCGAGUACAUCCUGGUGCAGGACUUUGUGGACUGGAAGCUGCUGAUCACGGCGGAGAAGGUGGCGUGUGGGAGCAGAGGGGCCGUGAGCUGCCUCCGGGCCCUGACGGUGACGGCGCACAGGACCUCCGCCCGGCUCCGCACCACAGGGGACGUGGCCGUGAACGGGCAGGAGGUGGCCCUGCCCUUUGCCAGCGCUGACCUGAGCAUCCGACGGGCCUCGUCCUCCUUCCUGCUGCUCCAGGCCUUCGGGGCCCACGUGCUUUGGGGGCUGGAGCUCCCUGCCGCCUACAUCACCCUGCAGCCCGGCUUCGCCGGCAAGGUGCGAGGCCUGUGCGGCACCUACAACUGGAACCAGCAGGACGAGUUCACCACCCCCGCCGGGGACGUGGAGUCCAGCAUCGCCGCCUUCGCCAGCAAGUUGCGGGCGUCGAGCGAGUGCCCCGCGCUCGGCUCCUUCGCCUUCGACCCCUGCGGCACCUACGCCCAGCACAGGGAGUUCGCCGAGGCCGCCUGCGCCGUCCUGCACGGCUCGGCCUUCCAGCCCUGCCACGACCUGGUGGAGCGGGAGCCCUACUACCAGCUGUGCCUCUACGACGUGUGCGGCUGCUCGGCCGGCGGGGACUGUGUGUGCAGCGCCCUGGCCGCCUACGCCAGGCAGUGUGCCCAGGAGGGGGCGCCGGUGCCCUGGAGGAACCAGACCUUCUGCGCGGUGCCGUGCAGCGGGGGGCAGGUCUACCAGGAGUGCAGCGCCCCCUGCAGGAAGAGCUGUGCCGACCUGCGCCUGGGGGAGGGCAGCUCGUGCCAGGCCCUGGCCGUGUGCGUGGCCGGCUGUAACUGCCCCGAGGGGCUGGUGCUGGACGACAGCGGGCAGUGCGUCCCGCCGGGCACGUGCCGCUGCGAGCACGGGGGUGAGACCUACCCGCCCGGCAGCAAGAUCCACAGGAGCUGCAAUGCCUGCGUCUGCGUGGACGGGCUCUGGAACUGCACCGACGACAGCUGCCCCGAAGCCGCCUUCUGCCCCGGGGAGCUGGUCUACACCCACGGGUCCUGCCUGCGCACCUGCGCCACUGCCGAGGGCAACCUGAGCUGCCCGGGCCUCUCCGACGGCUGCGUGUGCCCGCCAGGCACCGUCUUCCUCAACGAGCGCUGCGUCUCCCCGGACGAGUGUCCCUGCCCCCAUAACGGCAGGCUGUACCAGCCCAACGACACCAUCGCCAAGGACUGCAACACCUGCGUCUGCCGGAGCCGUCGCUGGCAGUGCAGCAGCCACCACUGCGCGGGGACCUGCGUGGCCACAGGAGACCCGCACUACAUCACCUUCGACGGGCGGGCCUUCUCCUUCCUGGGGGACUGCGAGUACGUCCUGGCACGCGAGGGCAGCGGCCUCUUCACCGUCACCUCCGAGAACGUGCCCUGCGGCACCAGCGGCGUCACCUGCACCAAGUCGGUGGUGGUGGUGAUCGGGAACACCGUGGUGCACCUGCUGAGAGGAAAGGACGUGACAGUGAAUGGAGUCUCAGUGCGGCCCCCAAAGACCUACAGCGGGAAUGGCCUGAGCCUGGAGCGAGCCGGCGUCUUUCUCAUCCUCAUCUCCCAGCUGGGGCUGAGCGUGCUCUGGGACGGCGGCACCCGGGUGUAUGUGAAACUGGACCCCCAGUACCAGGGCCGUGUGGCGGGGCUGUGCGGGAAUUUCGAUGGGGACACGGAGAACGACUUCACCAGCCGACAGGGCGUCGUGGAGCCCACCUCCGACUUGUUCGGCAACUCCUGGCGCGUCAGCCUCCUGUGCCCCGAGGUCAACAAUGAGGACUUCGAGCACCCCUGCAUCGCGAACGCUCACCGUGGGACCUGGGCCCGGAAGCGCUGCAGCAUCAUCAUGCAGCAUCUCUUUGCCCCGUGCCACGAGGAGGUGCCCUGCCAGCAGUUCUACGACUGGUGUGUCUUCGAUGCCUGCGGGUGCGACUCCGGGGGGGACUGCGAGUGUCUGUGCACAGCCAUCGCGGCCUACGCCGAGCAGUGUAACCAGCGCGGGGUGUACGUCCGCUGGAGGAGCCAGGAGCUGUGCCCCAUGCAGUGCGACCACGGGCUGGAGUACGAAGCCUGCGGCCCCGCCUGCCCCCAGACCUGCAAGAACUUUGGCCUGGAGCCCGCCGAGCACUGUGACGCCAUCUCCUGCGUGGAGGGCUGCUUCUGCCCCGACGGGAGGGUCCUGCAUGAUGGCAGCUGCAUCGACCCUGCUGAGUGCCCAUGUUUCUGGGAGGGCAUCUCGUUCCCGGCGGGCGCUGUGGUGAAGCAGGAGUGCAAGAACUGCACGUGUGAGGCCGGGCUGUGGCAGUGCGAUGCGCCCGCAGAGCCCUGCCCGGCCCCGCCCCGCUGCCCCGAGGCGGAGUUCGCCUGCCGCACGGGCGGGCGCUGCGUGCCCAGCGCCUGGGUCUGUGACAAUGAGGACGACUGUGGGGACGGCUCGGACGAGUUCUGCGUGCCCAGCUGUGCCCCGCAGCAGUACCAGUGCGCCAGCGGGCAGUGCGUGGCCUGGGGGUACCGCUGCGACGGCACCGCCGACUGCCUGGACCACUCGGACGAGCGCGACUGCCCGGCGCCCGGCUGCGCCCAGCAGGAGUUCCGCUGCGCCAAUGGGCGCUGCAUCCCCCGGGCACACGUCUGCGACGGGGAGCUGGACUGCGGCUUCGCUGACGAAUCUGAUGAGGCUGGCUGCGGCCCCCCCUGUGGGGCCGGGGAGUUCGGCUGCGCGGCAGGGCGGUGCGUGCCCUAUCUGCAUCGCUGCGACGGGCACGACGACUGCGGGGACUUCAGUGACGAGCGGGAGUGCGUGUGCCCCCCCGGCGACUUCCAGUGCCCGGACGCGCUGUGCCUGCCGCCGGCCCUGGUGUGCGAUGGGAAGAGGGACUGCCCGGCUGGCACCGAUGAGGCCUUCUGCCCAGGCCGGGUGACCUGUGCCCCGGGGCAGCUGCCAUGCCCGGACGGUUCCUGUGUCAGCAGGACGCGGGUGUGCGACGGAGCCUGGGACUGCGGGGACGGCUCUGACGAGAGCCCAGCUCGGUGCCUGAUGGCGCGACCCAGUGCCCUGCCCGUCACCCUGCCCACGGCGCUGCCCGCGACUCGCCUGCCGCCGGCCAGCCGCACCGCCGCGUCCCCGUGCGGCCGCUACGAGUUCCACUGCGGCAGCGGGGAGUGCAGGCCGCGCGGCUGGGUGUGCGACGACGAGGCCGACUGCCUGGACGGCAGCGACGAGCUGGUGUGCAACCGGACCUGCGGCCUGGACCAGCACACGUGCGCCAUCACCGCCGAGUGCAUCCCCUACGGGCAGCUGUGCGACGGCAUCCCCCAGUGCCGGGACCAGUCCGACGAGAGCACCGACAACUGCGGAUCCACCGAGAUCCCGCCCUGCCCAGGGCUCUUCGUCUGCAACAACCGCAUGUGUGUGAACAUCUCCCGGGUGUGCGACGGCUCGCACGACUGCCCCCAGGGCGAGGACGAGCUGGCCUGCGAGCAGUACGUCCCGGCCGGCGAGAGGAACCAGACGGUGGGGCCCUGCGCCGAGUACUCGUGUGCUGAGGGCAGAUGCAUCCCCUUUAAGCAGGUGUGCAACGGGCUGGCGGACUGCGCUGACGGCAGCGAGGCCUCGGGCUGGCUGCCCUCGGACGAGCGGGACUGUGGGCUCUGGAGCCCCUGGGCCCCCUGGAGCCCCUGCAGCCGGUCCUGUGGGACGGGCCUGCAGAUCCGCAGGCGGGUCUGCACCAGACGGGCCAACGACGUCCUGCGCCACUGCCACGGCGAGGAGACGCAGGCCCAGCAGUGCUUCGCCCUGGCCUGCCCAGUGGAUGGCGCCUGGAGCGAGUGGGCGACGUGGGCGAACUGCACCCAGGACUGCCGCGGGGUGGUGGUGCGGCGCCGGGAGUGCAUCCCGCCCCGGAAUGGGGGCCGGCCCUGCUCCGAGCUGCCCGGAGCCUCGCCCAGCACGCUGGAGAUCAAGCCCUGCCAGCUGGAAGGCUGCCUCAACGCCACCGCCUGCCCCGCGGGCCUGGUGCGCAGGCCUUGUGCCCCGUGCCCCAUGGCCUGUGCCGACCUGGCCAGCAAGGGCAAGUGCAAGAGGGACAGGCCCUGCAGCCCAGGCUGCUGGUGCCCCGAGGGGCUGGUGCUGGACAGCGAGCAGCAGUGUGUGCGCCCCCGGGAGUGCCCGUGCCUGGUGGAGGGCGUGCGCCACUGGCCCGGGCAGCUGGUGAAGGUGAACUGCCGCAUCUGCGCCUGCCAGGACGGGCAGAUGAAGCGGUGCCGGCAGAACCCCGAGUGCACUGUCAACUGCGGCUGGUCGGCCUGGUCUCCCUGGGGCGAGUGCCUGGGCCCGUGCGGUGUGCAGAGCAUCCAGUGGUCCUUCCGCAGCCCCAACAACCCCAGCAAGCACGGCAACGGGCGCCAGUGCCGGGGCAUCUACCGCAAGGCGCGCAGGUGCCAGACAGAUCCAUGCGAGGAGUGCGAGCACCACGGCCGGUUGCACGCCAUUGGCGACCGCUGGCGAUCGGGGCAGUGCCAGGUGUGCCAAUGCCUGCCCAACCUGACAGUGCAGUGCUCCCAGUACUGCCCGUACAGCACCGUGGGGUGCCCCGAGGGGCGGGCGCUGGUGGAGGGCAGGGGUGAGGCCUGCUGCUACUGCGCUGAAGCGGGUGAGAACCGGACCAGCGCGCCUGCUGUCCCGCCGACCGGGCCCCCGGGCACCACCCUGGCCAGCCCAGCGGCCUCCACCAGCCCUCCGCUCAUCACCUUCCCGCUGCCCCCUCUCGGCGACCAGUGCUACGGCCCCCUGGGCCUGGCCUCCUUGCCCGCCAGCUGCUUCACAGCCUCCUCCCAGCAGCCGGAGAACCCUGCCCACGCCGGGCGCCUCAACCACGUGCUCCCGGGCUCGGACCUGCAGGGCUGGGGGCCCCGGGCAGAGGUGUACCACGAGCUGCUCUCCAAGCCGCCCUUCCUGCAGGUGGAUCUGCUGGAGCCCAGGAACCUCACGGGGGUGGUGGUGCAGGGGGCUGGUUCCUCCGACGCCUACGUUACCAGCUUCCACCUGCAGUUCAGCACGGACGGGCUGAGGUGGCACCAAUACCGGGAGCUGUUCCUGGGGAACGCCGACGACUCCACGCCGGUGGUGAGGACUUUCCAGCGCAUGGUCCGUGCCCGGCACGUCCGCAUCCUCCCCCACGACUUCCACCACGGGAUCUUCCUGCGCACGGAGCUGCUGGGCUGCGAGAGAGUGACCCCUGGGGCACCGACCGCACCACCGGGCCGGAGGCCCUGCCGGACCGGGGAGUUCCAGUGCCGCAAUGGACGCUGUGUCCCCGCUGGGCCGCACGGCACCGUGUGCAACGGAGUCGAUGAUUGCGGAGACUUCUCGGACGAGCUGCGCUGCGGGACAGCCCCGUCCGUGGGGCCCUCCGCCCCCUGGCGCUGCCCCCUCUCCCACUUCCACUGCGCACUGUCUGACGGCUGCAUCGACGCCUCCCGGCGGUGUGACGGCGUCAGCGACUGUCCGGACGGCACCGACGAGGCCGGCUGCGGCGCCCUGCGCGGGAGCACGGUGCCACCUGCCGGCACAGCCAGCAGCUGGGCCCCCAGGCAGACCUCGUCACCCACCAAAGAGGUGUCUAACGGCACAGAGGACUGGCUGUUCCCUGGAGACGUCCUCCCCACCCCCUCAGGUCCCUGCAGCGAGCCGCUGGGCCUGGCCGACGGCAGGAUCCGCUACCAGCAGCUGAGCGCCUCCUCCCACCGGGACAGCAACCCCCCGGAUGCCGGGCGCCUCCACACGGUGCCCAACAUACCGAACAUCGAGCCGGGCUGGAGCCCCCUGGAGACCGACCGCAGCCCCUACUUCCAGGUGGACUUUCUGCGGCCCACCUUCGUCAGCGCGCUGGUCACGCAGGGCGGCCCGACGGCCGGGGGCUACAUCACCAGGUACCGCCUGCAGUACAGCCACGACGGCGUGCGCUACCGCAACUACACGGGGGCAGCGCCCGGUCGCUGGGCCGUGUGCAUGGCACAAGCUCUGCACCGUGCCCUCGUCUCCAGAGCCCAGCGUGCCGUGCUCGCCCGGUACCGCGGGCGCCCCGGUGCGGCCCACAAGCUCUGCACCGUGCCCUCGUCUCCGGAGCCCAGCGUGCCGUGCUCGCCCGGUACCGCGGGUGCCCCGGUGCGGCCCACGAGCUCUGCACCGUGCCCUCGUCUCCAGAGCCCAGCGUGCCGUGCUCGCCCGGUACCGCGGGCGCCCCGGUGCGGCCCACAAGCUCUGCACCGUGCCCUCGUCUCCGGAGCCCAGCGUGCCGUGCUCGCCCAGUACAUGGCGCCCGGUGCUGCCCACGAGCUCUGCACCGUGCCCUCGUCUCCAGAGCCCAGCGUGCCGUGCUCGCCCGGUACCGCGGGCGCCCCGGUGCGGCCCAUGAGCUCUGCACCGUGCCCUCGUCUCCAGAGCCCAGCGUGCCGUGCUCACCCGGUACCGCGGGCGCCCCGGUGCGGCCCACAAGCUCUGCACCGUGCCCUCGUCUCCGGAGCCCAGCGUGCCGUGCUCACCCGGUACCGCGGGUGCCCCGGUGCGGCCCACGAGCUCUACACCGUGCCCUCGUCUCCAGAGCCCAGCGUGCCGUGCUCACCCGGUACCGCGGGCGCCCCGGUGCGGCCCACGAGCUCUGCACCGUGCCCUCGUCUCCAGAGCCCAGCGUGCCGUGCUCACCCGGUACUGGAGGGCAACUUCGACAGCCACACGCCGGUGCAGCGGGAGCUGCGCCCCCUGAUCCUGGCCCGCUCCCUGCGGCUGGUGCCUGUGGAGUAUCACCGGAGCAUCCACCUGCGCAUGGAGGUGCUGGGCUGCCCCUGGAGUGCUGCUCCACUGGGGACCAGCCCCACCUCCGAGCAGCCCCUGCUCCCCACGGCGACUCUGGUCCCAGGAUCCAGGGUUCCCAGCACAGUCAAUGAGAGCAGCGAGGCCAAACCCACGGGCCAGCCAGUGAAGCCGCCGGGCACCACAGCAGCAGGGAAGGAGCCGGGCGCCACACGGACGCUGGGGACGACAGGGCCUGCUGGGGACACGCGCAGCCCCGGAGCAGCUGGCACCGAGGUGCCCCACCUGAGCACAGCUCGGCCGUGGUGGGGCACGGGGACGCCGGGCCUGGAGGAGGAAUCCAGGCGCUCCGGAGCUCCCGGCGUGGCAAGCCCAGAGCCCGGGCGCCCGGGGGAGACGCCCACCGCCUGGUCCCCAGGGACUCCUGGGCUCUUCUGGGCAGGGACAACCUCUCCGGGGACCCCCCGCCUGCUGGGCCCCACCCUGCCGGGCAUGGCAGCCGUGACUGUGUCGGCAGCAGGUCCCGGGCCUGGCCCCACGGGGCUGCCAGGGCUGCACACCGGCCCCUCCCAGCCUGGCAGGCCUGGGCUGGCCACCACUCUGGCUGGGCUGCCCUUCCCCCGGCUCCUCUGCACCCAGGGCCAGUUUGCCUGCGAGGUGCUGGGCUGCGUGGAGGCCGCCUUGGUGUGCGACGGGCAGGAGGACUGUCUGGACGGGUCGGACGAGUGGCACUGCGGAGGCCCCACCGCCUCGGCCGGCCCCACCGUCUCCCUGGCCUCCCCGACCGGGCGGCCCAGCGCCUGCUCUGCCAAGCAGUUCUCCUGCGGCAGCGGGGAGUGCCUGGCCCUGGAGAGGCGCUGCGACCUGCACCCCGACUGCCAGGACGGCUCUGACGAGAGCAGCUGUGUGGACUGCAUCCUGUCUCCCUGGAGCGGCUGGAGCGAGUGCAGCCGGUCGUGCGGGCUGGGCGUGACCUUCCGCCGGCGGGACCUGCUCCGGAACGCCCUGCCCGGGGGCCAGUGCGAACGCAAUGAGUUCGACAGCCGCUCCUGCUUCCUCCGGGCCUGCCCAGUGAAUGGCGCCUGGGCCCCCUGGGGCGAGUGGUCGGACUGCGACGCCGAGUGCCGGGGCGGAGUGCGGAGCCGCACGCGGAGCUGCGCCGACCCCCCGCCCAAGAACGGGGGCCAGCCCUGCCCCGGCGACGCCGUGCAGACAGAGCCCUGCAACCUGCAGCCCUGCGGGGAUGCCCGCGACUGCGGCCCCGAGAUGGUGCACGUGCAGGCUGGGGACUGCGAGAGGGGCCUGGUGGCACCGUGCCCCCAGUCGUGCCGGGAGCUGAACGCCGAGAGGAGCUGCCAGAGCCGCUGUGUGGAGGGGUGCCGGUGCCCCCCGGGGCUCUACCUGCAGGAGGGCGGCUGCGUGAACAUCAGCCAGUGCCACUGCGACUUCAGCCAGGAGCAGCGCCUCCCCGGGGAGAUGUUCCUGCACGACAACUGCAGCCAGUGCGUGUGCCUGGACGGGGUGGUGACGUGCGACGACCUGGCCUGCCCCGUUAACUGCGGCUGGUCGGCCUGGUCCCCAUGGACACCCUGCGACCGCAGCUGCGGAGUCGGCAUGCGGGAGAGAUUCAGAUCCCCCACCAACCCGGCACCUGCCAACGGCGGAGCCCCGUGCGAGGGGGACGCGCAGCAAGUCCGCGAGUGCCACACGGCCUGUGUCUCCGCUGAGCCCGCCGGCCCCUGGAGCGACUGGACGCCCUGGUCCCCCUGCUCCAAGACCUGCUUCUACGACGUGGACCGUGUCGGGGUGAGGAAGCGGUUCCGUCACUGCAACGACACCGGGGAGGGCGCUGGGCGAUGCCAGGGGGCGCCCGUGGAGGAGGAGCAGUGUGACACGCCACCCUGCCCCGUGGAAGGUGUCUGGACCCCCUGGACGGCCUGGUCCCGAUGCUCCGCUACCUGCGACUCCGGCGUCCAGACCCGCAGCCGCACCUGCUCCAACCCCGCCUACGGGGGGCCCGAGUGCACGGGGCCCCUCGUCCAGACUCGGGACUGCAACAGUCAGCCCUGCCGAGCGCUGUGCCCCGCGCCCAUGAUCUACCAGACGGCUGAGGAGUGCCGGCGAGGGGGGGGCGCCUGCCCGCGGCUCUGCCUGGACCAGGGCGCCGGCGUGGAGUGCGCCACCCGCUGCUACCCGGGCUGCUACUGCCCCGACGGCCUCUUCCUGCAGGACGACGGCUGCGUGCCGCAGAGCCAGUGCCUGUGCUACCACCAGGGGGUGCUCUACCAGCCGGGCGACACCGCCCCCCGCGACGCCUGCAACAACUGCACCUGCGUGGCCGGGGAGAUGGUGUGCGGCACGGAGCCCUGCCCAGUGCACUGCGGCUGGAGCGGCUGGACCGAGUGGAGCUCCUGCAGCCGCAGCUGCAACGUGGGCACCCGGCGGCGCUACCGCUCUGGCUCCGAUCCGCCCGCCGCCUUUGGGGGGCGCGACUGCCAGGGCCCCGGCGUGGAGGUCGAGUUCUGCAGCCUGCAGCCCUGCAGGGGCUCCGGGGCAGAAUGGGGUCCCUGGUCGGAGUGCUCCGUGCCCUGCGGGGGCGGCUAUCAGAACCGCACACGGGGCAGCACCGUCCUGCACCGGAUCGAGUUCACCACCUGCAACCUCCAGCCCUGCGCCGGCGAGGUGCCCGGCGUCUGCCCGGAGGGGAAGCUCUGGCUGGAAUGUGCUGACGCACCGGCCUCCUGUGCGGAGCUGGGCACGGACCCCCCUGCUGACAGGCCCUGCCACGCUGGCUGUUACUGCCCCCCCAGCACCGUCCUGCUGAAUAACCGGUGCGUGCCGGCGGCGGAGUGCCCCUGCGCCGAGGGCGGAGUGCUCUACGCCCCGGGAGACGUGGUGCCCAAGGGCUGCGAGAACUGCUCCUGUGAGGCCGGCCGGAUCGCCAACUGCUCCCGGGUGGCCUGUGGGGACGUGAGCGGCGGCUGGUCGGACUGGACGCCCUGGAGCGAGUGUUCAGCCUCCUGCGGGUUCGGGCUCCAGAACCGGUACCGGUUCUGCACGGCCCCCCCUCCGGCGGGGACCGGACUGCCCUGCCUGGGGCCGGAGCGUGAGGAGCAGCCCUGCCACGUCCAGCCCUGCUCCACUCUGGACUGCGCGGCCGUGCAGGGCUCCAUGUACAGCCGCUGCGGCCCCUCGUGCCCCCGCUCCUGCGACGACAUCUCGCACUGCAUGUGGAGCUGCGAACCCGGCUGCUACUGCACCAGCGGCAGGGUGCUGAACGCCAACGGCUCGGCCUGCGUGGAGAGGCAGGACUGCACCUGCCUGGACCUGCUCACCCAGGAGAGGUACCUGCCGGGGGAGACCGUGGCCCACCGGGACGGCUGCAACAACUGCACCUGCACCGGGGGGGUGCUGCUCUGUACCAGCCUGCCCUGCCCUGUGGCUGGAGCCUGGUGUGACUGGUCUCCAUGGACCCCCUGCUCCCGGACCUGCGGCAGCGAGGUGGUGACGCGGUACCGCGCCUGCGCCUGCCCCACGCCUCAGCACGGGGGGGCCGAGUGUGCUGGAGCACAGGAGCGUCACGGGGACACCGGCACCCAGCUCCAGCACAAGGAGUGUCCCUCGGCUGCCUUCUGCCCCGUGGACGGUGGCUGGAGUUCCUGGGGGCCAUGGUCGGCCUGCGCCGCCUGCGCCGGGGAGUCGACACGGAGCCGGGAGUGCAGCAGCCCCCCUGCCCGCUUCGGGGGCGUGCCCUGUCCCGGAGAGGCCCGGCAGAGCCACGCCUGCCAUGAUGGAGACACCGUGUGUGAAGGCUGCGGCGGGGGGCAGGUGCCCUUUGCCUGUGGCAAGCCCUGCCCCCGCUCCUGCGAGGACCUGCAGGCGGACACGGCCUGCCUGGACAGCCCCCCGUGCCAGCCCUCGUGCGGCUGCCCCGCUGGCCGGCUCCUCCAGGACGGGGCCUGUGUGAGCCUGGCGCAGUGUCGCUGCAAGUACCACAACGGCUCCCUGGAGGCUCCGGAGCAGCAGCCCCUCUCGGCCUGGGCUGGCCCCGUGCCCUGGGAGUACGCGCAGCCUGGGCAGACCGUGUACGGGCCCUGCCAGAACUGCACCUGCGAGGAUGGGCACCUGCAGUGCCGCGCCGACCCUGCGUGCCGGCUGGACGGCGGCUGGGGGGCCUGGGGGCCGUGGUCGCCCUGCCCCCAGCGCUGCCAGGAGGGCACCCAGUUCCGCUUCCGAGAGUGCGAUAACCCGGCCCCCCAACACGGGGGCAGGGGCUGCAUCGGGGACAGCCAGCAGCAGCGAGCCUGCCACCAGGGCGAGCCGCCCUGCCAAGAGGAGGCGCCGUGGAGCGACUGGUCCCCGUGGGCCCCGUGCAGCGUGUCCUGUGGCGGGGGAGAGCAGAUCCGCACGCGCCAGUGUCGCCAGCCGGCCUGCCAGGGGCUGGCCGUGCAGAGCAAGACCUGCCACACCCAGGUCUGCCUCGAGGUGGGCUGCCCGGCGGGACGCCUGUACCGGGAGUGCCUGCAGGAGGAGGGCUGCCCCUACAGCUGUGCCCACCUCACCCGCCAGAUGGACUGCUUCUCCGAUGGCUGCGAGGAGGGCUGCCACUGCCCGGCGGGCACCUACCAGCACCACGGAGCCUGCGUCCAGGAGUGCCCCUGCCUGGUCACCGAGGAGACCCUGCAGGAGCUCCAGAACCAUUCGGCCAACGCCAGCGCCCUCCCGGCUGUCCUCACCGCCCAGGGCCGCUGGGUCUCCCUGGGCCAGGAGGUGCAGCCCCGCGACACCAUUCGCUCUGCCUGCAGCACCUGCACCUGCCACAACGGCCAGCUGAACUGCUCCUUCACCCGGUGCCCGCUGGACGGCGGCUUCGCUCCCUGGAGCCUGUGGACACCCUGCUCCGUGAGCUGCGGGGGGCUGGGGCACAUGACCAGGGCACGGGGCUGCACCAGCCCCCCUCCUGCCAACGGAGGGAAGGACUGCGUGGGCCCUCGGACUGACAUCAAGUACUGCCAGGCACCGGACUGCCCAGUGACGCCUGGUCCCACGAAGGAGCCUGUCCCCAGCGUGCCAGGCUCCGAGGAGGAUUUCAGCCUCUGGUCCCCCUGGAGUCCCUGCUCCAGAACCUGCACCGACCCCGAGUUCCCAGCCACAAAAACCCGGACCCGGCUCUGCGGGGGAGGCGCCAACUGCACCGGGGAGUCGUUCCAGGAGCGGGCGUGUAACCUGCCCCAGUGCACAGAUGCGCCCCCGUGCCUGGGUGAGGAGUGCGCCGGCAGGAACUGCACCUGGACCCCGUGGGCGCCGUGGAGCGAGUGUUCCCGCAGCUGCGGCGUGGGCCAGCAGCGACGUCUGCGCACCUACCACCCCCCCGGGGAGCGGGGGCUCUGGUGCCAGGGCAUCCUGACCGCAAACACCGAGCGGCGCUUCUGCAACCUGCAGGCCUGCAAAGUGCCCGGAGCCUGGUCCAAGUGGAGCCCGUGGUCGUGGUGCGACCGCACCUGCGGGGGGGGCCGCUCCGUGCGCGCUCGCACCUGCACCAGCCCCCCACCUAAGAACGGAGGGGCCCGCUGCCCCGGGGAGAAGUACCAGGGGCGCGUCUGCAACCCCCGGCCCUGCGAGGAGGGAUGCCCGCCUGCCAUGGCCAUGGUGGACUGCGCCAACAGAUGCCCGCGCCAUUGCUGGGACCUGCAGGAGGGCAUCACGUGCCAGGACGGGGAGGCCUGCGAGCCCGGCUGCCGCUGCCCGGACGGGACCCUGGAGCAGGACGGCGCCUGCGUCUCCCCGCAGCACUGCGAGUGCACCGACGCCCAGGGGCACAGCUGGGUGCCAGGCAGCCUGCGCCACGACGGCUGCAACAACUGCACGUGCUCCGAGGGGCGGCUGCUCUGCACCCGCCGCACCUGCCCCCCCAGCCAGUGCGAGUGGAGCCACUGGUCCCGCUGGUCCCCGUGCAGCGUCUCCUGUGGGGACGGGCUGCAAACCCGGUUCAGGACGGCCACGUCGGGCUCCUGGGCCAGGGAGUGCCGGAAGGAGCAGCUGCAGACCCGGCCCUGCCCGCAGGGGCCCUGCCCGCCCCUCUGCCUGCACCAGGGCUGGGAGCGACGCCUGGGGGACACCUGGCUGCUGGGCGAGUGCCAGCAAUGUAUCUGCACCCCGGAGGGCAUCUACUGCCAGGACAUCGCGUGUGCGGCGGCCGAGCGAUGUGACUGGUCGGCCUGGAGCCCCUGCUCACGCUCCUGUGGCACCGGCCUGGCCACGCGGACGGGGACGUGCGCCUGCCCCCGCCCCGAGGGGCCCAGCCCCCCCUGCAAUGACAGCGCCCGCCAGGAGGUGGAGCCCUGCUACCUGCGGCCCUGCGAAGGCGACUGCUCCUGGGGCCCCUGGACGCCGUGGACCCCGUGCUCGUGCAGCUUCCUGGUGCAGCAGCGCUACCGGAACCAGCUGGGCCCGGGCCCCCAGGGGGCGCUGUGCGUGGGGCUGGACGGCGAGUUCCGCACCUGCGACGCCUCCCAGUGCUCGGAAGCCAGCUGUGAGCCUCCCUUCGAGUUCCGGGAGUGCGGGGUCCCCUGCGCCAGCCUGUGCUCCACGCUGCCGCGCCAGGAGCUGUGCACAGCCAUCCCCCCGUGCCUGCCCGGCUGCUACUGCCCGCAGGGCCUGGUGGAGCAGAGGGGAGCCUGCGUGCCCCCCGCGCACUGCGGCUGCCUCCACCUCCGCCCGGGCCAAGGGCCCGUCUACCUGGCGGCCGGGGACACCGUGCUCGUGGCCUGCAAAGAGUGCGUGUGCCAGGAGGGGGCGCUGCAGUGCAGCAGCGAGAGCUGCCAGGGCCUGCUGCCCCUGAGCGAGUGGUCGGCCUGGACGCCCUGCACCUCCUGCCUGCCCCUCUCGCCAGACGUCGCCCCCCUGGCCUCGGUGCAGCACCGCUACCGGGUGUGCCUGGACCCCCAGACCGGCCUGCCCUGGGCCGGCGAGGCAGCGCUGUGCUCCGCCGAGCUGCAGCAGGAGCGGCUCUGCCCCGACCCCCACCUCUGUGAAGAUCUCUGCCUGUGGAGCGAGUGGAGCCCCUGGGGCCCGUGCCGGGAGCCCUGCAGCGGUGGCUUCCGGCUGCGCCGGCGCCACGUCCAGCCCCCGGCCGACGGCAGGCGGUGCUGGGGAGCCCGGGUCCAGUCGGAGAGCUGCAACACGGCCGCCUGCCCGGGGGAGGAGUGCGAGGAUCGGGGCAAGGAGCACGCCCCAGCCUGCGCCAACCGCUGCCCCCGCACCUGCGCCGACCUGUGGGAGCACGUGGAGUGUCUGCAGAGGGAGUGCAAGCCAGGCUGCCGGUGCCCUGAGGGGCAGCUGCUGCAGGACGGCGUGUGCGUGCCAGUCCUGGCCUGCCGCUGCGGGCUGCCCACUGCCAACGGCACGCGGGAGCUCUGGCCGGGACAGGCGGCCGAGCUGGACUGUCACAACUGCACGUGCGGGAACGGCACCUUCGCCUGCCCCGAUCUGGAGUGCCCCUUCUAUGGGCCCUGGUCCGAGUGGAGCCCCUGCUCCGUCACCUGUGGGGGAGGCAGCACGCUGCGGCACCGCCCCUGCCAGGAGAGCCCCGCCGGGGCCCCGUGCACCGCCGACGCCAUGGAGGAGAUCGCGGAGUGCAACCUGCAGUCCUGCCCGGCUGGCUGCCAGCUGAGCCCGUGGUCGGCGUGGAGCCCCUGCAGCGCCAGCUGUGGGGGGGGCGUGUCAGAGCGGAGCCGGAGCCUGCUGUCCCCAGGGGAGGGCCGGGGGGAGCACUGCCCUGCCCCCCUGCUGCUGCACCGCGCCUGCCACACCCACAACUGCACGCCAGAGUGCCCGGGCCCCCAGGUGUACAGCGACUGUGCCAACGCCUGUCCCCGCGCCUGCGCCGACCUGCGCCCCGGCACCGUGUGCCUGCGGGAGGAGUGCCAGCCCGGCUGUGCCUGCCCUCCCGGCCAGGUGCUGCAGGACGGGGCGUGCGUGCCCCCAGAUGAAUGCCGCUGUUCGCUGCUCCCUGCGCCCGCCGUGCCAUGGGCUUCCAACCUGUCGCAGGAGGAGCGGGCGAGAGAGUACCCGGCCGGCAGCACCAUCCACCACCAGUGCAACAGCUGUGUCUGUCGCAGAGGCACCUUCAGCUGCUCCCAGCAGGACUGCAACGUGGACUGCCUCUGGUCCGCGUGGGCAGCCUGGUCCGCGUGCUCAGUGACGUGUGGGCCGGGCGUGCGGAUCUCCCAGAGGCACCAGCUGCAGCAGCGCCUGUACGCCGGGGCUGAGUGCCUGGGCCCCCCGACGCGCCGGACGCCCUGCUCCCUGCCCGACUGCGCCUGUCCCACAGGGGAGCGUUGGCACGGCCCCAGCCUCACUGCGCCCUGCGAGCGAACCUGCCAGCAGAUCUACGAGGAGCCGCGACCCAACUGCAGUGUGGGGGCUGCGCCGGGCUGCGUGUGCGAGGCCGGGCGGUACCGGAACAGCAGCGGGGACUGUGUCACCGCCGCCCACUGCGAGUGUGAGCACGGGGGCCAGCUGCGCCCGCCCGGAGCCGAGUGGCAGGAGGCCUGUGAGAGCUGCCACUGCCUGAACGGGAGGGCCGUGUGCACGGCCGGCUGCCCCCCUCUCUUCUGCCUCGAGGGGGAAGUGAAGGUGCAGGAGCCCGGCAGCUGCUGCCCCGUGUGCCGGAGAGAAUCGUUCGAGGAGCCGUCGGCCGCCUGCCAGCGCUACACCGAGGUGCGGAACAUCACCAAGGGACGCUGCGCCCUGCCCGGCGUGGAGGUGAGCUACUGCAGCGGGCGCUGCGCCUCCCGCACCAACGUCAUCUCCGAGGAGCCGUACCUGCAGACGCUGUGUGACUGCUGCAGCUACCACCUGGACCCCGUCAGCCCCGUGCGCAUCCUGAGCCUGCUGUGCGAGGACGGGGAGGUGGAGCCGGUGGUGCUGCCCGUCAUCCACAGCUGUGACUGCAGCCCCUGCCAGGGGGGGGACUUUCCCGAGCGCUGAUGGCCCGUGGCCCAUGGCCCGUGGCCCGGGCGGGACUGGGUCUGUGCCGGCGGCUGAGGUGCGGCGAAGACAGCGAGAUGGCAGCGUGCGUCCCAGCUGCAGGUCCCCCAGUGCCCCCCACGCUGCCCCCCGGGCUUGUCCUGCUGUAGCUCAGUAAUAAAGUGAACAGAGCUGGGUCUGAA
Messenger RNA from Mauremys reevesii (Reeves's turtle), 17835 nucleotides. Its product is annotated as SCO-spondin-like. Gene Ontology annotation, molecular function: protein binding. Gene Ontology annotation, cellular component: extracellular matrix. NCBI's taxonomy places the organism in Eukaryota, Metazoa, Chordata, Testudines, Geoemydidae. The transcript has 114 exons. The record is from RefSeq and is a predicted model, not a curated record. The coding region runs from base 26 to 17653 and encodes 5875 amino acids.